AUGGCGGACAUACCAGCUCCAACUCCUAUCACCGAGUGGCCGGACUAUGCCGUUGACCCCAAUGGUGGAAAUGUCAUGACCACCGAUCUCAAUGCACUCUACGACAAGGGCGAUCUAUGCUGGGUGCUGGUCAGCACAGUACUAUGUUGGCAAAUCACGCCCGCGAUCGGUUUCUUAUACGCAGGAAUGCACCGCCGAAAAGCAGCUCUCACUAUGAUCUUCCAAUCCCUCUUUUGCGCAUGCGCUGUUGGCAUCCAGUUCUGGGUUUAUGGUUACUCUCUCUAUCAGUCACACACCACCGGGCCGUUUCUGGGAGAUUUGUCAAAAGCAGGUUUACACAACACUCUUGCCUCGCCUUCGCUCGCGAAUCCCGAUAUCCCGGAUAUUCUCUACGCUGCCUUUGGUUUCACAUUCGUCACCUGCACCGCAAUGAUUCUGGCGGGAGCGAUGCUCGAGCGAGGCCGUUUAGGGCCUUCAAUGCUCUUCUUGCUCUGCUGGACCACAUUUGUAUACUACGUGUUGGCAUAUGCGGAAUGGAAUCCUAGUGGUUGGCUUUACAAACUCGGUGUUCUCGACUUCGCGGGUUCCGGUCCUGUGCAUAUUGCGUCUGGUUUUUCUGCCCUAGCAUGGGCUGUCAUGCUGGGUCCGCGUAUCGAUCCACACAAGGAGUCGCACCAUCCCAAGAUCCCGCACUUCAAACCUCACAGUCCUUUCCUUGUUGGGCUUGGCACGAUAUUAAUCUGGUUUGGAUGGUUUGCAUUCAAUGGUGCCUCAGGUGCUAACAUCACUAUACGCUCCGUCUACAUCAUCUGCAACACCAAUCUCGCAGCCUGUGGUGGUGGCAUGGCAUGGGUCUUACUGGAAUACAUGUUCACCCGCAAGUUCUCUAUCAUCGGCUUUUGCUCAGGCAUCAUCUCCGGCCUCGUCGGUAUUACACCAGCUUGCGGGUUUGUACCAGUUCAAACAUCGGCGCUGAUCGGUGCUCUCACCGCUUGUGCCUCCUUCUUCACAGUCCGAUACAAGUACCUCCUCCGCAUCGACGAAGGUCUCGACAUCUUCGCUAUACACGGCGUCGGCGGUUACGUCGGCGACAUCAUGACUGGCUUCUUUGCAGCACCCUACGUUCCUGCCAUGGACGGCGUAAGCAACUUCUACGAAGGUGGCUGGUGGGCCAGAAAUUGGAAACAGAUGGGGUACCAGCUGGCUGCUGCGACUACAUGUGCGGCAUGGUCCUUUGUGAUCUCGGUCAUCUUACUGUUCAUCAUCAACAAGAUUCCCGGUUGCCAUAUCCGCGCGGCUGAGGACGACGAACUGAAGGGACUGGACUACAGGUAUUUCAGUGAUGCGGACGAAGACAUGAUGAUUUUGACUGGAUAUGGGCCUAGGACUCCUGGUUUAGCGGCGUCGGGCAUUGUGAGCGGAUCUGAUAGUCAUCAGGAUGUGCCUGUCGUGACGGAGAAGCGGGAAUGA
Molecule: messenger RNA, 1470 nt
Organism: Alternaria atra
Lineage: Eukaryota; Fungi; Ascomycota; Dothideomycetes; Pleosporales; Pleosporaceae
Exons: 3
Coding region: 1-1470 (489 amino acids)
Biological process (GO): ammonium transmembrane transport
Cellular component (GO): plasma membrane
Molecular function (GO): ammonium channel activity
Source: RefSeq, a predicted model, not a curated record